AUGGACAACAAUAACACUACUUUAUUGCUCCAAUUAUUAACAAAUCCAAGUGCUUUACAACAAACACUUGCAACUAUUACACAAAGCCAGCAACAAAGUUCGUCUAUACCUGAAACUACUUUGCCAGUACUAUCUAAUGCUAUUAUUGGAAUUGUUAAUACAGCGGCAAACGAUAUAAAAAAAAUAAAGGCAAAGAUUGGAAAGAUUUUCUUAACUUGUUGUAUGAUACAUAUUGGUCCUAUCGAAAAUCUUUGCGAUCGGUUAAACUCAUACUGCCAAAAAGGAAAAUAUGCAUCAGAACAAGAACAAGGAAUUGUUCAAAAAGUUAUAGAGAAA
Messenger RNA from Dentiscutata erythropus, 336 nucleotides. Lineage: Eukaryota; Fungi; Glomeromycota; Glomeromycetes; Diversisporales; Gigasporaceae. The record is from the annotation of a GenBank genome assembly.